UCUUUGACUACGAAUCAUUUCCGCCUCUAGCGGGGGAGGCAGGAGGUAGAAAGGAGCGGUUGGCGUAGAGAAGGUACAGACCUUGUAGAGCAAAGAUGGACAGUCAAGGAAGGAAGGUGAUCGUGUGCGACAAUGGAACAGGGUUUGUGAAAUGUGGCUAUGCAGGCUCCAAUUUCCCAGAACACAUAUUCCCAGCACUGGUGGGACGACCAAUCAUUCGCUCUACUGCCAAAGUUGGAAACAUUGAAAUUAAGGAUCUUAUGGUGGGAGAUGAAGCCAGUGAACUGCGAUCAAUGUUGGAGGUAAAUUACCCCAUGGAAAAUGGAAUUGUUCGCAACUGGGAUGACAUGAAGCACCUGUGGGAUUAUACAUUUGGACCAGAGAAGCUUAACAUAGAUCCCAGAAACUGCAAGAUCCUGCUAACAGAACCCCCUAUGAAUCCCACAAAAAACAGAGAAAAGAUAAUAGAAGUGAUGUUUGAAACGUACCAGUUUGAAGGUGUUUACAUCGGAAUCCAGGCAGUUCUUACUUUGUACGCACAAGGGUUACUGACCGGCGUGGUGGUCGACUCUGGUGAUGGAGUGACCCAUAUUUGUCCUGUAUAUGAGGGAUUUUCCUUACCUCAUUUAACCAGAAGGUUAGACAUUGCUGGCAGGGACAUAACACGCUACCUCAUUAAGUUGCUUUUACUCCGGGGCUAUGCCUUCAAUCACUCUGCCGAUUUUGAAACGGUGAGGAUGAUGAAAGAGAAGCUGUGUUACGUGGGAUACAACAUUGAACAAGAACAGAAGCUUUCUCAGGAGACUACUGUGCUAGUAGAAUCAUACACGCUUCCUGAUGGCAGAGUAAUCAAGGUUGGUGGAGAACGUUUUGAAGCCCCCGAGGCCUUGUUUCAGCCUCACCUUAUUAAUGUUGAAGGAGUAGGUGUGGCCGAACUCCUUUUCAACACCAUUCAAGCUGCAGAUAUUGAUACCAGGCCAGAGUUUUAUAAACAUAUUGUCUUGUCUGGUGGUUCUACUAUGUACCCAGGUCUGCCUUCUCGUCUGGAACGUGAAAUCAAACAGCUUUACCUUGAGAGAGUUCUCAAAGGGGAUGUAGAGAAGCUCCCAAAAUUCAAAAUCCGUAUUGAAGAUCCUCCUCGUCGAAAGCACAUGGUGUUCUUAGGAGGGGCUGUCCUUGCUGACAUCAUGAAAGAUAAGGAUAACUUCUGGAUGACCAGACAAGAGUACAAGGAGAAGGGAGCACGAAUACUGGAGAAACUUGGAGUCACUGUACGAUAGAGUGCCUUCUUAAGCGUCACCCUCCUCACCUCCACAUCUCACUCCUCCAGUUUUGCAGGGAAUUCCUGCUUCUCUUCAACCUGCCUUGAUCAUUCAUUCUUAGUCCAUUCAAAUAAGGGCAUUUGAAACAUAAUGAUUCAGUGUCUCAUGUGUUCCUAGCAAAACUUAUUGUUUAAUGGGGAGGGAGAUCUCUGCUGAAUCUGAAAACCUGUAAAGGUUUAAAACAGGCCAUUACUGGAGCACUUUGUAAAACUACUGUGUUCAAGUACACUAUUUGCAGUUUAGCACAGAUGCUUCCUUCCGUUAGGAAUCAUUUUUGAACCAGUAUUGUAAAUGCAUUUUUUUGUAUUCAAGUCUACAGAUGUGAUAGCUGGGGUGGCUGUAUGUGUGAGUGGUUCUUGAGUGCAUGAAGUAUAGACUUGCUGGGUGGUAGGCUAUGUAAUGACUUUUAACAUAUGAGCUACCACCAACCUAUGUUUUCUGUUUCAAGACUUUUAGCCUCUUCUCAAGCCGAAUGAGAACAUUUCUAACAUUCCUAUUAUGUAAUAGCUUUGCAAGUGGGCUCCUCUGAUUUUAAGUACUAAUGCCAUUUACCCACACGUCCCUUAACUAAGAUCAAGAGUUUGGUGAACUAGAAUGUGUUCUUAUACUGAGCUAAACUAGUUAUUAUGCCAGCAACAACUAGCCACUUGCCUGUUAACUUCGUUAUGCUUGACAGUUUUUGUUUGGUACUGGAUUCUUUAAGGGGUGAAGUGUAAAGUAGGUGCAGGCUGCAGGAGAAAUACCAAGCUUCAUCUGUAGAAAGCUGACUUGUGCUACUGAUCACUGCUUGCAGUGAAAAAUGCUGAUAAGGUAAAGUCUUGAGUGUUUGCUAGAGACUUCAAUAGUUUAUUUUUACCCAGUUCUAUUUUCAGGAAUGAAAUAUACAGGAAUUGACUGGAGCUUGGCAAUGACCAUCAAAGGGAAAACUCUGGUCUCUGAUCAUUUUGGUGUAGUGAAACAGAAUAGAUUAUCAGAUUCCAGAGGUAUAGCACCUAAACAAGUUAGCACUUAAAACCAUUUCCUUGCCACUGCUGGCUUUAAAGUACUUGUUUGUACUUAAGUUUUAUGGUAUAGCAGAUUUUAACAGAACAUUAAAAUGCCUUUGUUUUGUUAUGUUUGGAACUAAUUUGCGGUGAAGUAGGUGAACUGCCUUUUACUGACAUUCCACACAGUUUUCUUCUUGUCAACCAUGUUAUGAGUUUGUUUCCUUAAUGUAUCCUCUUUUUCCUUAUAACUUUUCUAUAGCCACAUUUUAUGAAUAAUAAGAUAUGGCACAAAUUUGAUAAAAAAAUAAGCAUGUUUUUAUAUGUAGUGCUAGAAAUCCGUCACUUAAGGAUUGAUAAGGCAUUAAGAGAUACAGCAGUGUUUAGAGAUCACACGCUAUUGUAUACUAUGUUGGGGUACUUGUUUUAUAGGGUGACUUAGGAUGUGUACUAUAAAACUGUUCACUGAUCUUGCCACGGGAAAAAAAUUAAGCUUGAUAAACCUUUUUUUUUUUCUAUGUGCAGUUGUUUCUGUGAUCAUUCUUUUUGUCAAAAUCACAUAGAAUAUCAAUGUUGUGCUUCAUGUGUUAGGUCAUUGCCACAAUAUUGCCAUUGCUGCUUGAUGACGAAAACUGGGCAUAUCAUCUGUAAAUGUGCAGUCUUUGGCAAAUUUGUUCAGUCCAAUGUAAGUUCUUUUUUUCUGAGUGGCAUGCUACAACACCUGUAAAAUACUUUUACAUAUUAAAAAGUGUGGGUGAUUUUAAUGGUAUGUACAGAUGUGGUACAUUGGCACAGAGUGCAGUAUUUAAUGCUGCUCACCUUAGUUAUUUUCUUCUUAUCGAACUGAUUUAUUUUCUGAGGCCGCCUUCUGAAAAAUCAGUGCUAAUUUUCCGGAAAAAAUGUAAAUGGCUUCCUGUAAAAAGAAGGAAAAUACAUGGAUGCACGUAACUGGUUAGUUCUGCAGAAAGGUAGACUUUUGCAGUUAUAUUUGCAUUGUUUUGUUUUUUUUAAAUUGCAAAUUUACUUCAUGUGGUCUUGAGCUGAAGGUAUGUGUGCUGCUUGUUUUUUUUGUCAGUGACUGCUCGUGAAUAACAGUGACAUGCAGUCUGGUGAAUUAUCAGAUGUGGUUUUCAUUCAGAAAAGCAACAGAAGAAAAAAAAAACAGCUUUCCCAAGAUUAAGAACAAACUCGAGAGUGGCAGGCCAACUCUCUAGAUGCGACUGUGUCCUUAUGACAUUCCAGCUUUAGACUGUCAUAUCUACCCACUGUCUGGAGGAGUGGGAACAUUUUCAAGUGCGAAUGUUUUUUUAUAAGGGAAGUGGAUUUCAGAACAUUUCCCAGGAUUUGCUUAAUCAAAAUUGUGUUAUGGAAGAAAUGCUUAUAUUAUCAGGUCUCCUUGUUUUGCUAGCUGCAGUUCUGGAAAAAAAUGAUUGAUGUAAGCAGUUAAAAAUGCAAUUUAACAUCUGUUAUAAAAAUUAUAAAUCAAUUUUUAAAAUAA
Molecule: messenger RNA, 3803 nt
Organism: Protopterus annectens (West African lungfish)
Lineage: Eukaryota; Metazoa; Chordata; Ceratodontiformes; Protopteridae
Product: actin-related protein 2
Exons: 9
Coding region: 96-1280 (394 amino acids)
Biological process (GO): Arp2/3 complex-mediated actin nucleation
Cellular component (GO): Arp2/3 protein complex; actin cortical patch
Molecular function (GO): actin filament binding
Source: RefSeq, a predicted model, not a curated record